GUGGGACCGUUAUCCUGGGAAGAUGCCGGUCGUGUCGAAAGGAGACGGGAUGCGGGGUCUCGCUGUUUUCAUCUCGGACAUCAGAAACUGCAAAAGCAAAGAAGCAGAAAUAAAACGAAUUAACAAAGAAUUGGCAAACAUCCGGUCCAAGUUUAAAGGUGACAAAACAUUGGAUGGCUACAACAAGAAAAAAUAUAUCUGCAAACUUCUGUUCAUCUUCCUCCUUGGUCAUGACAUUGAUUUUGGUCACAUGGAGGCAGUUAACCUGCUCAGUUCAAAUAAAUAUACAGAGAAGCAAAUUGGUUACCUUUUUAUCUCGGUCUUAGUGAAUUCAAACAGUGAGUUGAUGCAUUUAAUAAACAAUGCCCUCAGGAAUGACCUGGCCAGCCGUAACCCUAUCUUCAUGGGCCUGGCCCUACACUGCAUCGCAAAUGUUGGAAGCAGGGAGAUGGCAGAAGCUUUUGCUGGUGAAAUUCCAAAAAUACUGGUUGCUGGGGAUACUAUGGACAGUGCAAAACAGAGUGCUGCUCUGUGUCUACUGCGGUUGUACAGGACAUCUCCAGAUGUGGUGCCAAUGGGAGAAUGGACGUCACGAGUCAUUUACCUUCUGAAUGACCAACACUUGGGAGUUGUAACUGCAGCUACAAGUCUGAUCACUGUACUCGCACAGAAAAAUCCUGAAGAGUUUCAAACUUCUGUGUCCUUGGCGAUUUCAAGGUUGAGCCGGCUUGUAUCAUCUGCUUCAGCUGAUCUCCAGGAUUACACUUACUACUUUGUGCCAGCUCCUUGGCUUUCAGUGAAGCUUCUGCAGCUGCUGCAGUGCUAUCCCCCACCAGAGGAUCCUGCUAUUCGAGGGCGUCUAACUGAAUGUCUUGAAACUAUCCUGAACAAGGCCCAGGAGCCACCUAAAUCAAAGAAAGUGCAACAUUCAAAUGUCAAGAAUGCAGUCCUGUUUGAGGCCAUUAGCCUCAUUAUUCACCAUGACAGUGAACCGAACCUCCUUGUCCGUGCGUGUAACCAGCUGGGUCAGUUUCUGCAGCAUCGGGAGACCAAUCUACGAUACCUGGCUCUGGAGAGCAUGUGGCUGCUGGCUAGCUCUGAGUUUUCUCAUGAGGCAGUGAAGGCACACAUCGAAACAGUCAUCAAUGCACUCAAGACUGAGAGGGAUGUGAGUGUGCGACAGAGGGCAGUGGAUCUCCUGUAUGGGAUGUGUGAUCGCAGCAAUGCCCAGCAGAUCGUGGCAGAAAUGCUGAAUUAUCUGGAGAAUGCUGAUUAUUCCAUUCGAGAAGAAAUUGUAUUGAAAAUAGCAAUCCUGGCUGAGAGGUACGCAGUGGACUACACAUGGUAUGUCGACACCAUCUUGAACCUGAUCCGAAUCGCUGGUGACUAUGUUAGUGAGGAGGUGUGGUAUCGAGUCAUUCAGAUCGUUGUCAGUCGUGAUCAUGUACAGGGGUAUGCAGCCAAGACUGUGUUUGAGGUCCUCCAAGCCCCAGCUUGCCAUGAGAACCUUGUGAAAGUGGGUGGAUAUAUCUUGGGAGAGUUUGGAAACCUAAUUGCUGGUGAUCCAAGAUCCAGCCCUUUAAUACAAUUCAGUCUGCUGCAUUCGAAGUUUCACCUGUGCAGUGUACCCACAAGAGCUCUCUUACUUUCCACUUAUAUCAAGUUUGUGAACCUGUUUCCUGAGAUUAAGUCGACCAUUCAAAGUGUGCUCCGCAGUGACAGUCAGUUGAGGAAUUCAGAUGUAGAGCUGCAGCAAAGGGCAGUGGAGUAUCUCAGGCUCAGUUGUAUAGCGAGCACUGAUAUCCUGGCAACUGUGUUGGAGGAGAUGCCACCAUUUCCUGAGAGGGAAUCUUCAAUCCUUAACAAGCUGAAGAAAAAGAAGGAAUCCAGCAGCUUGGCUAAUGUAGAGGUGGUGAAGAAGGAACAGAAUGCUGAUGUUAAUGGUAGCUCUGAACCCACAAAUGUCAGCAAGCAAGCAGUGCCCACCAUAUCCCCAUCGACUGAUCUUCUGGGCCUUGGAUCAGUCCAUUUGGUGAACCCAGCCCUUACCUAUCCAUCUCAAGGUGGUUUAUUGUUGGACAUAUUCUCAAAUGUGAGCCCUGGGGUGAUCUCGCAGAUCACCAGUGCUGAGGACAGUUUUGGAAGGUUUAUUUGCAAAAAUAAUGGCGUGUUAUUUGAGAACCUGCUUUUGCAGAUUGGUCUGAAAUCUGACUUUAGACAGAAUUUGGGUCGGAUGUACAUUUUUUAUGGUAACAAGACUUUGACCAAAUUUGUCGGUUUUACUUCAGUGAUUAUCUACCCGGGAAACCUUUCAGCCAAACUGAAUGUUCAACUCAAGCCUGUCAACCCCACACUUGAAGGUGGUGCCCAGAUUCAGCAGACGUUAAACAUUGAAUGUAUCUCUGACUUUGCCGAGGUGCCAAUCCUUGGGAUCCAGUUCAGACAUGACGGUGUGCUGCAGAACAUCUCUGUUAAGCUGCCUAUCACAGUGAACAAGUUUCUCCAGCCCACAGAUAUGUCAUCUGAGGACUUCUUUCGACGAUGGAAGCAACUAAACAGCCCACAGCAGGAGGUGCAGCAGAUAUUUAAGGCAAAGUAUCCAAUGGAUCCAGACGUGACUAAAGCAAAGCUAUUGGGAUUUGGUCUCGCACUUCUGGAUGGGGUGGAUCCCAAUGGUGCCAAUUUUGUGGGCACUGGAAUUAUUCACAUGAGGAGCAUCCAGGUUGGAUGUUUGCUUCGCCUGGAGCCCAACACUCAGGCUCAGAUGUAUCGCCUCACUCUGCGGGCUAGUAAAGAAUCUGUAUCAAAGACACUGUGUGAACUGCUGUCAGAACAGUUUUAAUUACCUGAGCACUUCAACCCAUUGGGCCAAUAUGAGGACUUGGACUGUUAUGCUAAUACUUAACAGAAUUUAUGUGGAAAGUAGUUAUUUUCCUUUAGUAUUAAUGAUGUUUUCUCCUGCUGUACCUUCUUUUAUUUCUAGGACAGAAAAUGAGGGGGAAAAAAAAAGCUUUCUUAAAAGAAUUUAAUGAAUGUUCACUUUUCCAGCUUACCUCUACUUCAUUGUUACUGAGGUUGCUUUGGUUAAAGUGGA
This is a messenger RNA of Rhincodon typus (whale shark), 3094 nucleotides long. Its product is annotated as AP-2 complex subunit alpha-2-like. The transcript is spliced from 23 exons. Gene Ontology annotation, cellular component: membrane coat; AP-2 adaptor complex. NCBI's taxonomy places the organism in Eukaryota, Metazoa, Chordata, Chondrichthyes, Orectolobiformes, Rhincodontidae. Bases 23 to 2842 code for a protein of 939 amino acids. The record is from RefSeq and is a predicted model, not a curated record. Gene Ontology annotation, molecular function: clathrin-cargo adaptor activity. Gene Ontology annotation, biological process: intracellular protein transport; clathrin-dependent endocytosis.